Messenger RNA from Podarcis muralis (Common wall lizard), 2583 nucleotides. RefSeq names its product regulator of G protein signaling 14 (gene RGS14). NCBI's taxonomy places the organism in Eukaryota, Metazoa, Chordata, Lepidosauria, Squamata, Lacertidae. The record is from RefSeq and is a predicted model, not a curated record. Gene Ontology annotation, cellular component: cytoplasm; plasma membrane; nucleus. Gene Ontology annotation, biological process: cell division; signal transduction; spindle organization. Gene Ontology annotation, molecular function: GTPase activator activity; microtubule binding; G-protein alpha-subunit binding.
GAGCCCUGGGCUGUUGUGGGUGUCUGUGGGGCUGUGCUCUUCGAAGGAGGGAGUCUCUCUUCCAAACCCCAUUUUGAGCUGUGGUUUUGGUUUCCAUAGUGACACUUCCUGUGGUAGAGAAAAGAGGUAGUGAGUGCAGCACUGUGAGCGUGGCAGGCAGCUGCACUCCUUCUUUCUCUCCCUGCCGGGGAUGCUCAGAAGGCCGUGCUGCAGCCUCAGGGAGGGGCUUCUCCUAGGCUGAUGGUCCUGGCUUAGACGGACUACCUGUGACAGCAGCACGAGGCAUGCUGGGAAAACCCAAAUACCUGGGCGUCCAAAAUGGCCGAAUGGGCCUGGCUGUGUCAGAUGGGGAAUUAAACAGCUCGGGGGCUCGGGGCAGUAAUAACAGUGUGGACAGUCUGCCAAGCACCCAGAACGCCUCUCCUUCUUCGGGGAAAUCUGUAGCACGGUGGGCAGAGUCCUUUGAGACACUACUGCAGGACCGACUUGGUGUGGCCUACUUUACUGAGUUCCUGAAGAAGGAGUUUAGUGCUGAGAAUGUAUAUUUCUGGCAAGCCUGUGAACGGUUUCAGCAGAUCCCAGCUGGCAGCACCCAACAGCUGGCCCAGGAGGCUAGGAGGAUCUAUGAUGAGUUCCUGUCAAGACAUUCGGUCAGCCCGGUCAAUAUUGACAGGCAGGCCUGGAUUGGUGAGGAGAUGCUGGCCACCCCCACCCCUGACAUGUUUCACGUCCAACAACUCCAGAUCUUCAACCUGAUGAAGUUUGACAGCUACGCACGCUUCGUCAAGUCUCCAGUGUAUCAGGCAUGUGCGAAGGCCGAAAGCCAAGGGCAGCCCUUGCCAGAGCUGAGGCCUCACUCUCGAAGCGGCAGCCCCCCAAGCGACCAUGGCAAGAAAACGAAACUAAAAGCAGGGAAAUCGCUGCCGCUAGGAAUGGAGGAAGGUGGCAACUUAGGCAGCAGGAGCCCUCGGAGAUCCUUCCGGAGAGGGGACCGGAGGGAGCGUCACUGGGGAGAGGAAAGAAAUGGCAGUGAAGGGCCGUCCCACUGGCGUGAGUCUCAAGGCUCUUUGAAUUCCUCGGCUAGCCUGGACCUGGGCUUCCUCUCAUCUUACGCCACCAACAGUUCCCAGACUGAGAACAACAGGCAGAGCCUGACUGGCUCAGAACCUGACAGUCAGAACCAGCCUGUCAAGUACUGUUGUAUUUACCUUCCCGAUGGGACGGCCUCUCUGGCCCCUGUGCGCUCUGGACUCUCCAUCCAGGACAUGCUGGCUGGGAUUUGCCAGCGCCGGGGCCUCCACCUGCCUGAUGUCAAGAUCUAUCUUGUGGGGAAUGAAAAGAAGCCGCUGGCACUGAACCAGGAGAGCUUAGUCCUGGUGGAUCAGGAGGUGAAGCUGGAGACCAGGGUCAGCUUUGAGCUAGAAAUCAUGCCCCUGAAUAAGACAGUGUGCAUUCUGGCGAAAUCUACUAAGCAGCUGCGGGAGGCGUUGCAGCCCAUCGUGGAGAAGUACGGCCUGGAUCUCACACGAGUCCUGCUUCGACGGCCUGGUGAGCCCCAAGCUCUAAAUAUGGAAGAGAAAGUUACCACUGUGGCUUCUCAGAAGCUUGUGCUGGAGUCAGAUACAGAAGGGAAACCUCUUGGUGUGAGAAAUUCUGCAAUAAGCCCUUCUCGUGAGCUGAGUGAGGAUGACAGCUCUGUAGAGACAGAAUCUGAAACUGAUUCAUUUGGUGAGGGGUCCUGUUCCUUCACUAAGCCUCCUAGGAGCAAACAGAAUAGACGCACGUAUGACUUGGAAGGGCUCGUGGAUCUGCUGAACCGGGCACAGAGCUGCAGAGUCAAUGACCAGCGUGGCCUCCUGUCCAAAGAGGAUCUAGAACUACCUGACUUCCUUCAGCUGCCUGAACAAGAUGGUGUCUCCAGCAAGACCAGUUCCUCAUCCAGCCCAGCCCCUGAGAAAAAGUCCACAUCUGAGGCCCCCAGUGCUGAGGCAGCCACCGUCUCUCAGUGUCAGGCCCAGAAGAAGCAGUUAGUAUCUCAGGCUUCCCUUUCAAAGCCGCCUACGGGAACUCCAUCAUCAGCAGGUCCUGCUGGGAAACCUUCAGCCAUGUGACCUCCUCCAUGACUCCAUCCACCAGCCAUACUAGUCCCUUCCAGGAGGCCUAGUCAACCUCAUGUUCCUUGCAGUGAGGUCAGGUCCCUCCUGUUCAGUAUAUGUUGUGGUACCAUGUUCUGCCUCACAGAGACUCCUCCCCUCUCAUAGGAAUACGGUCCAAGGCGUGGCUACAGCCUGCAGCCACCUCUAGGGACCCCCAGCCUGUCUUCCAGGAAUAGAAAUGUGUCCUCCUAAUGUUCUGGCUGACUCUCCUCCCUUGGAACUGCCCGUGCUGGCUGGGCAAGAAAAUGCCAGUCUUGCGCACUUGCUGUACCAGACCGUCGUAUGGUGUCGCUCUGUGUUGUGAAACAGCUGCCCAUGGCUGCCCCAGCAGCAACCGCAUCUCUGUGGCAGGUGGUGAUGACGCCUGUAUAUAGUUUGUAAUUUUUAGUCUUUGUAAAAUGUAAGAUAACACUGUUGCUUAAGUCGU